AUUUUCUCGACGCGAGACGCGGCGUCAGAGAUGUCCUACGUUGGGCGAGCAAACAGACCAUUUUUGGCGUUUUGUAAGGCUGAUGUCCGGCGGUCAGUCCCCUCUGUCUGUCUGAGUUAUGAACAUACGGAACCGUCCAGCCCCUCCAGGCCAGGCAGCACACCACGCACGUACACAUUUUCUCGCCCCUCCUCCAUCAUACAGCCUGAGACCCCGACAAAAUGCCACUUUGGUGAGGAAUGUGGCAGGAACACCUCUCUACACACACCUCCCCUCCCCUCUCCUCUACUGGCUCCUCUAUGUCUCUAUGCAUCGCAUCGCACGGCAUCCCUCUCACACAAAUACGCGCACAAGAACCCUCACCCAUCCAUCCAUCCACCCACUCGCUUAUCGCCAUACACAUGCAUGCUGCACACGCCGCAAACACCGCACACAGAGCAAAACUGUCGGCCGCUUCUCGACUUGACUGGCUGGGAAGGGCCCUCAGGCUGGCGUGAAAGUGUGUGCGCCGUCACAUCUUCACUCUCCGCUUUUCACUUUCUUGGCUGCAUGGGCGGUCAGGAACUCCUCCUUGUGCUGCACCAGAUAUGUCUGAUCAGACGAGGCAGUAUCACACAUACCUCGCCGUGGUCCUUCGCCAUUUCGUUCCUUCCCCUUCCUCCCUGAUGCUCACUUUGAGUUUUUCGAGGGCUCUGUAUCUGUGUGAGAUGGUGUUUUUGAGCUCCUUGGUCAUCUCGGCAUAGGUCUGGUCGAAGCCGUGGGGCUGGAAGAUCGGGUCCCUGAAACCGCCACACGCACACAAAUAAAUGCACGUAUGGUGGGCAUGCUGCUGGUCUGUAGUAGGUCUGUGUGUCGCUCACCAUCCGAAAUUGGGAUCGCCGCGGGCAUCGACAAUCACACCCUGACGAGAGAGGGGCAGACAACACAACACCAGUGAGGGCUGCAUGCAGUCAGCCAUGUGUACGCAGCCAGUCGUGCUCGUGCAGCUGACGUACGUUCGUCCGUCCCUCGAAGAGCAGCGGCUUCUCGAGCGUGUCGUCCAUAUACGAAAACAUGCAUAACGCAUACGCACUCUUGUCCUGCACGAAAGAACACACCAGUGAUUCAGUACCCGUGCCCUCUCCUGGCUGGUCUGUCUUACGUCGAAUCCGGCCAAGAGCUUGGGCAGGUCCUUGUGGCCCAGCUUCUUCAGAAACCACUUGCUGACAACACGCACAUCAAGUCACAUGGAAGACUGCAUAUGCAAGAAUGGCAUGACCUCCCUCCGGUGCGUUGGGCGUACACGUAUGGCCCUGGCAGGCCGCCGAGCGCAUUGAAGCAGAGCGAUGUGUCCUCGACGAUGACGGGCUGCUUGAGCUGGUUGAAGGCCAGCCGACACUUGCCCACAGAGAUGUCUGCAGGAUCGCCCUGCAACUCUGGCACUGACCAAACACACAACAACACAGGCACUGUGUGAUGAAGUGCUCUGGGUGUGUCCAAUAGUGUGGAUGCUCACAGUCGACAUCUGCUGAGGUGAGAGUGACGGUCUUGCCCAGGAUGAACGACACCUCACGAAGCUUGUUCGCAUUCCCUGUGUGGACACACACAUGUGUGUGCGACGGAUGAUCAGUGGUAUAGAUCUUGCCUGUACAGAAGCAGAGGACCAUCUCCUUCCCCUUCUCCGUCACACACUGCAGCAGACACACAUCACCCACACCAAGACACAUCACACUGCAACGUCAUCUCCUCCAUCUGUCGGCUGCUUGCAUCAUCACUCACCAUAUCGUCAGCCAUCACUGCAGGUUCAACAGGCGUCAGCUCGAGAGCCGUCCGCGACAAGUGAUCAGGAUACAGCGAGAGGCGUCCAGCGCCUUGCCGUGACCUCGAGCGAUGAAAGGGCCGUAUCACCCGCUCUGUCAGGCGGAAUGCGGACGCACCAAUGGGGGUUCGCUGCAGCACCGCCGGCAGCAGCGACAAGACGACAACGGAACAGACCUUCGCUGAGAUGAUGAGAUCUGCUAUAAACGUGCAAUGCCCUUGCCUCCCUGGCGACAUCAGACGCCGAG
Vitrella brassicaformis is the source of this 2045-nucleotide messenger RNA. Lineage: Eukaryota; Vitrellaceae. The record is from the annotation of a GenBank genome assembly.